ACUGAUUAUAAUUCCAUCCACCAUUAAUAUAAUAUUUGAAAAAUCAAAAUAUCCAUAUUACAGGUUCUGCAAAAGACCGUCCCUGCCACUAGAUGUCGCACCACACCACCAGCACUUCCGGCCUCCCAUCAGCAACAGCCCCCCCUCCCCAUUGAAAACAGACAUUAAACAUACAAGAAGAAGAAUAAGUGAAUAAAGUUACACUGUACACACCAGAGCCAACAGAAAACAAUCCAGCCUCAGUCAUUAGCCAACGCUAGCAUCGUGAUAUGUUCCACUCCAAUGCUUGCAGAAAGCCAGCUAACGUUUGCCGGGAAAAAUCAGCUAACAGCAAGUUAGCUAACGUGAUCUCACUGAUGAAAAUGACAUGUAAUGAACUUCCGGAAGUUAGCUUUCACCCAUGUUUCACCUGAACGGUGCUUACUGCACCGUGUCGUCUCACACGUGGCUGCCGUGGUGUCUGGGUGCUUAUGGGUGGGGAGGACCAAAGGUUUAACACAGGCGUUGCAGGUACCUAAAUAAAGAACAGAAAAGCUCAGCUACAACAACACAGAGGCCUGACUUCGUUCUCUGCUCAGGACGCCAUUACUCCACAUAUUUUUACAUAGAAAUGAAUUAUUUUGCUAUAUUGUUUAAAAUCUUGCUUAGAUAACCUUACAGAAAGACAUGUAGGAAAAAUAAAGCUAUCUAAGUAUGCUACUGAAGAUUAAUUGUUUGUACACAUCUCUAAAUGUUGACAAAUGUAAGGGGCUCAAUAUAAUUUACAAAGUCAGUGGUGGGCAGGCUAAUUCAACAGAUGGGUGAGUUUUGUAAGGUCUGGCAACUUAAACCUGACUCUUCAUGUCACCAGUGCUGAUAGUCUCUAAACCUUACUAAUAGUCUUUAGUUUUUAGCAACAGGUUAUGUGUAUUUAUAUGGCCAGGUACCAUACAGUUUACAAGUGUGAUCUAAUUUGUUCCUUUUAUUCUGUCCUUUUAUUUAAGAAAUGGAAAGUGGAGAGAUCUGUGAAUGUAAAACAGGCUUCUCUCACUCCAUGCCAGGGCCUUCAGUUAAGUCUGUUGCAGAUAGUUUCUGUUGUGGAGACUGGAGGUGAGCCAGGACCCCUGUGGAAAUGUUAUUUUAACUUGAGUGGUUUCAUCCUGUGUCAUUUUUAUGCUUUCUUUGUGUUCAACGUUAUUUAUAGUUUGUUUUGUUGUGUUGUGCCUGCAUCUUCAGGUCCCACGUUGAGUUUAAUCUUAAUAUUGGCACAAAUGUGUGGAAUGUUUUCAUGACGGCAUCAAACCAACCAGUGUUUACCAAAUGACACGGAUCAUUAGUUAUGCUACGGUUUCCUCAAGCAUCGUGUCCUGUUUGCACAAAAUAGAAACUGCCGACUGUCUGCAGGGCCUUAUCUCCUCGCUGACAGGCGCUUCAGUGAGCGCAGCAGAGCGUAGCGCCUCUUGCGCCCCCCGCAGUCUCUCCCCGGUACAACAGUUGACUGUGAAAACAUCCUGCCUCUCUCCAAUCGCUGUUGAGCUGCUGCUGCGGCGGCGGCGGCGUGCCUCCGACACAACGGCGUCCCGUCUCUUGCGGGUGACUGACAGACUGCUCGGUGGGAACGUUAUGGAUGAACGGACCCUGAGCGAAGCAGCGCGCCGCAUUCCUCAAAUGGCGGAGUGAGCGAGGAUGCGACUCCCCAGUUCCAUCUUUGUGUCGGUGUCUCUGUUCACGGCCGAGACCACGGCAGCGCUUUACCUCAGCUCAACGUACCGGUCCGCCGGAGACCAGAUUUGGCAGGGGCUCACGCUCCUCUUCACGCUCGUACCGUCCGUGCUCGUGCAGCUGACCCUCACCUUCAUCCACCGGGACCUGAGCAGGGACAGACCGCUCAUUCUGCUGCUGCAUAUCCUGCAGCUUGGACCCAUCGUCAGGUGUCUGGAGGCGUUCUGUAUCUAUGGCAGUGUGGGCCGAGUGGAGGAGCCUUAUGUCAGCAUCACCAGGAAGAAGCAGAUGCCCCGCGGGGGUCAGUCUGAGGAGGUGGAGCGGCAGGUGGGGCAGGCGGAGGGGAAACUGUUUACACACCGAGCAGCCUUCGCCCGCACCUCUGUCAUUCAGGCCUUCCUGGGAUCGGCCCCCCAGCUCACCCUGCAGCUCUACAUCUGCGUCCUUCAGCAGGGGAUGUCCAUCGGUAGAGGCACCCUGAUGGUGAUCUCCCUCCUUUCCAUUGUGUAUGGAGCACUGCGCUGCAACAUCCUGGCCAUUAAGAUCAAAUAUGACGACUAUGAAGUGGACGUCCGGCCCAUGGCUUAUCUGUGCAUUUUCCUGUGGAGGAGCUUUGAGAUUGCCACCCGUGUGGUGGUCCUGGUUCUGUUCAGCUCAGUGUUGCAGCUCUGGGUCCUGCCCGUGGUUCUGCUGAACUUCCUUGUUUUCUUCCUCUAUCCCUGGAUCCUGUUCUGGCAGAGCCACUCACCAUUCCCUGAGAAUAUAGAAAAAACUCUGACCCGGGUGGGGACCACCAUCGUGCUUUGCCUGCUCACCUUCCUCUACGCCGGCAUCAACAUGUUCUGCUGGUCAGCCGUGCAGGUGAAACUCAAUGACCCGGACCUCAUCAAUAAGUCCCAGAACUGGUAUCGCAUGGCCGUGUACUACAUGUUGCGCUUUGUGGAGAACGCCUCACUGCUUCUGCUGUGGUACAUCUAUAAAACUGACUUCUACAAUUUCAUCUGUGCGCCGCUGCUGGUGCUACAGCUCCUGGUAGCCUAUGCCAUCGCCAUCUUCUUCAUGCUGGUCUUCUACCAGUUCUGUCAUCCAUGUCGGAGGCUCUUCUCCUCCAGCAUGACCCAGGGCCUCUGGAACUGCUCCUCUCUUCUCUGCCUGAUGUGCAACUCUGCUUCUCCGCAGAACAGGCCAAUAGGAAAGGCCGUCCUGGAGCCACCGAGCCCCACGGAGCCAGCGAAUGACAGAGCCCGUGACACAGCCAGUGACACCACGGACGACAUGCCAAAUGACACAAGUUAUGACAUGCUCAACGACACAAUCUAUGACAUUCCUAAUGAAAUGGGCAAUAAUAUAGAAGGUGGAAUCAAUGGCGACGUUAGCCUGAGUGUAUCCUGCAAUGCUUAACGCAUCACAGUUGUUUGAUGUGCCAUUCAGAGGAGCGACUGUCACAGUUAUCACACCCUCUGUAACCUUUUAAGUGCCACAUGGAUCCCUCUGUGAGUUGAGUUUACAUAUUAAAAACCUGUGAUCUUCAUCUCGCACGGUAUAUCUCAACUCUGUCGCCUGCUCCUCCCACAUGAAGCGAAUGUGUCCUUAACUCGAGAUCUGUCCCGGCUGCAAACAUGCACAGCGUUCACUCGUGUUAACCAGCGUGCAGAAACACAGCAGAGGUGGUGCUCACCCAUCUCACCAGCCAACACCUUAACCCGUCAUCCUGCAGCCUUUAAUACAAAUAAAAGCCCACGCCAUGGACACCGCCAUUUUUU
Seriola dumerili (greater amberjack) is the source of this 3464-nucleotide messenger RNA. It is a transcript of the gene xk, whose product is annotated as X-linked Kx blood group. Gene Ontology annotation, cellular component: membrane. Lineage: Eukaryota; Metazoa; Chordata; Actinopteri; Carangiformes; Carangidae. Bases 1666 to 3102 code for a protein of 478 amino acids. The transcript has 3 exons. The record is from RefSeq and is a predicted model, not a curated record.